Molecule: messenger RNA, 578 nt
Organism: Hipposideros armiger (great roundleaf bat)
Lineage: Eukaryota; Metazoa; Chordata; Mammalia; Chiroptera; Hipposideridae
Gene: TNFSF4
Product: TNF superfamily member 4
Exons: 4
Coding region: 27-578 (183 amino acids)
Biological process (GO): inflammatory response; positive regulation of cytokine production; positive regulation of T cell proliferation
Cellular component (GO): membrane
Molecular function (GO): cytokine activity; tumor necrosis factor receptor binding
Source: RefSeq, a predicted model, not a curated record
UUUUUUUCUGAAUCCAGGUUGUGAAGAUGGAAGGGGUCCAACCCCCAGACGAGAACGUGGAAAACACACCACGGCGGAGAUUCCAGACCAGGAAGCUAUUGCUGGCGACCUCCAUAAUUCAGGGUCUGGGGCUGCUCCUCUGUCUUACCUACGUCUGCCUGCACUUCCAUGCUUCUCAGCACAGAAAAAUCUAUCCUCCUCUUCAGAGUAUCAUAGCACACUUUACCAGGUGUGACAAUGAGAAAUGUUUCAUCAUCACACCCCCAGGCAAGGAGCAAACCAUGAAGGUGCAAAACAACUCAAUCAUCAUCAACUGCGAUGGCUAUUAUCUCAUCUAUCUGAAGGGCUACUUCUCCCAGGAGCUCAGCCUCAGCCUUCAUUACCGAAAGGACGGGCAACCCCUCCUUUCCCUGAGCAAGGUCACAUAUGUCAACAACAUCACUGUGGCUUAUCUGGGUUACAAGGACAAAGUCUACUUGAAUGUGACCACUCACAAUACCUCCUCAAACGACAUCACGGUGAAUGGUGGGGAAUUGAUUCUCAUUCUUCAAAAUCCUGGUGGAUUCUGUGCCUACUGA